UAGCGCAGUAUAUCCUUUAAGUUCGGACUCACACCCAACCGGUUAUCUUCGGGGUUGGACUUUCGAGAGCGAAAGGACUCACGGAGAGAGCUUUUGCGGAAUCAACAACUUAACGCGCGCACUCGCAUCGGCGACCCAAUCGCAAGGAUUACGAUGUGAAGGUGCUGGCCGACCACUCGGAGAACACAAUUGAGUACAGGACACAAACGCGAACGCACACGCUUCGAUUGUGGGCGCUGCCACCGGAAAUCCAAAGUUGAACCAGUGCCUGACCGAAAAGAAUUACAAAAUAAUUGCUAAAACCGAUGAUUUUCCGGUUUCAAUUUGCCAACCACUCGCCACUCAGAUGAAACCCCGAAGCGAAAUUCAAUCUAAACCAAAUCAAUACUGAAAAUCAACAAAUGAAAAUAUCAAAAACGCCGUGCAUAAAAACCGCGUAAAGCCAAACUGCAACCAACCCAACCAACAAAAUCAACAACAAUUUCUGGAAUUAAUUUCAUUUGCCGCGCGCGUCCAUAAAAAUCUACAUAGAAAGCGGCACAAAAUAAAUACACCAGCCAGCCAGCCAGCGAGGAAAGUGAAUUGGUUAGCCAUGGAGAAGGCGUAAUGGCCAUCUGCUGACCCAGGACCCAUAACUUUAGAUGAGCGCGCCACUGUGGCACAAUUUCGGUUUACACCUGUCGAAGCUGCCACGCCCACGAGAAACUUUUUCUACCACCAACCAGGCAACAGCGGCAACAACAACAACUGGAGGCGCCACCAGCAUAGGAAUAAGCAAAAGAGCAACAACAUCAGUGAUAUGGAACUGUGCAUAGCAACAAAGUCAAAAAUUGUAACCGCUCAGAGUUCAAUGCCGCAAAGCAGCCAAUGCAGCAGCAGCAGCAGCAGCAACUGCCGAAACUAUCAAAAGAAAUGCCACCAAAAUCAAACAAACACUCAAGUACAGAGCACUCAGCGAAGCAAUUGCAGCAGCCACAGCGAUCGAGACCACCUGACAAACCAACAAAAGCAACAGAACCAACGAACAAAUAGUGCAACAGCAGCAAGUGCAGCAAGUGCAGCAGCUGCAACAUCAUCAAAUUCCACUAGCAGCAGCAGUAAAAACAUCAGGGAGCCGAGCAGCAGCACACAAUUAAACACCCUCUACGCGCUGCUGGUGCUUUUGAUAGUCGGCCUUGCCACAGCCACCGCCUCGCCCAGUCCCAGCCCCAGCCACGCCCCCUUCGGCCGCGAGAGCAGGCGCGAUGCUCUUUUGGCCUACUACAAAAGGGCGCACCUGCCGCAGAGCAGCAGCAGCAGCGGUGGCGUUUCCCUGGGGCACAAGUAUCACCUGCUGCACGAUGCCAAUGGCCUUGACUUUGACGAGCUAACGCCCACCGCCAGCAGCGUGUCCGCUCUCAGUCGGGCGGAGCGUUUUCGGUUGCGUAAGCGCAGCGCCACGCCCACAACGCCCGUCACUCCACUGGAUGUUGCAACUGCAGCAGCAGCGGCAACAGAUGCAGCAGCAAAGGAUGCGGGCAGCGGGAAGAAGCCGGAGGAGAAGUGCGAGCCAAAAGUACUCGAAACGCUGCCAGAUGAGCCGUUUUACGACUACACCGACAUCGCCGAGGAUGCCGCACGCCAGUUUAUUGAAUUUUUAUCGGGCAAAUUCCCAAAUGCCAACACACCGAUUGCCAUCGAUGAGCCGACACGUGCGGAGGUGAGUCGCCGGGCCAAUGGAAUCGCCAGCUACGCCCUCAACGAGGACGACAAUCUGCUGGCCUUCGCCAUUGCCGCGCCCAGCAUUCACACGGUGGUCGUUAAAUUCAGGGAUAACGUUACGAUACCACCGGAUCAGGUGCACAAUAAGGCAUAUUUGGGUUCCUAUUGGCGGGAGUUGGGUGCGGCCUGGAACAGCACGGACGGCACCCAGGAGUGGGGCGCUCCCUUUCGCGACUGCAACCUGUUGACGCGACGCUGGCUCUGGCCAUUUCGCAUAUCCUUCAGCGAGCACAGGAUCAAAGUUGUGGCGGCUGCCUUCAUUGCCGCCGAUGAGGAUGUGUGCAACGAUGGCCUGGAGGAAGUUUUCGGUCGCCGCCACGGUUGCGAUCGGAAUACGACCUUCUGCCUGCUCACCGAGAACAAACCCGCCGCCACCCGGGAUGUGUACACCUGUCUGUGCCGGGAAUCCUACUACCUGCCCAACUCCACGCUCCAGGGAUUCCGUGGCGAUCGGGUGGAGCUGUCCGAGGGCUACGACAACUACUCGUGCAUUCCGUGUCCCGGCGGAUGCACCAACUGCGAUAGCAACGGCGUCUGUCUGACCUUCCAGGAGGAGGAGGUGCUCAAUGUGGACGCCUGCCUGCGCCUCCUGGUGGCCAUCGUCCUGGGCGCCUGCAUCCUGUGCUGCAUCGUCCUCGGCGUGAUUGUCUUCCGGCAGCGAAAGUGCAAGGCCAUUGCGUCUGGCAUGUGGACUGUGCUGGAGACGAUAUUGCUGGGCAUUGUUUUACUUUAUGCAUCUGUUGCCGUCCAUUUCUUUCCCGCAUCCACCGAGCGCUGCCUUCUGGAGCCCUGGCUCCGGGAGCUGGGCUUCAUCACCUGCUACGGCGCCAUCAUCCUGAAGCUGUACCGCCACCUGGUGGACUUCCGCACCCGGAAGGCGCAUCGCUGGGUGCUGCGCGACGUGGACCUGCUCAAGUAUCUGGGCACCAUGGUCUUCGCCGUCAUCUGCUACAUGGCCGCCUUUACGGCCUCGUCGCUGGAUCUCCUCGAAAGUGCGCAGCUGGAGAGCCUCAGGGAGGCGGACACGAACACCUGCCAUCCGCUCAAGUGGGAGCUGGUCACGCAGACCAGCGAGAUGCUCAUCCUGUGCUUCGGGCUGCACCUGUCCAUCGCCAGUCGGAAUGCCAACACCCAGUUCCGGGAACGACAAUUUCUGGUCACCGCCCUGACGCUGGAGUUCCUGGUCUCGUCCAGCUUCUACUUUCUGCGCUUUGUCUACCUGCCGGAAAUGAGUCCCAGCGCCAUCUUGCUGGCCCUGUUCAUCCGCUCCCAGCUGACGAAUAGUUUCGCCUUGGGUCUGAUAUUUGUGCCAAAGUUGUGGUAUCAGCACAAGCAGGUUCGUUCGCUAGCGUAUGAUCUAUCAAUACGUUUACCUGUGGAUGCUUUCAAGGGUACGUCACACGACGCCGGCCAGCGGCUGGGCGGAGGAUAUGCCGGGCUCUGUCUGGGCGAUCCGGACAUCGGGGAGCUGACCAUAUCCGAAAUGAGUCCCGAGGACAUACGCGCCGAACUCAAAAGACUGUAUACCCAACUGGAGAUAAUGAAGAACAAGACUCUGAGGCAGGACAAUCCGCACAUCAGUAAGCGACGUGGCGGACGCAAGGCGGGUCACCGUCGCUUCUCCCUGCAGAAAAAGGGCAGCAAGGAUAAGGCUCUAAGUGCCAAACAUCGCAGCAACAAGCAUCAUCAGGACAUCGAGAUCACCGAGGCGGAACCUUCCAGGACGCCCGAGGACUCGGUGUGCAGUGCCGAAGGACCCACGGAUACCUAUGCGGAAAUCUCCGGCGUGUCCCACUCAAUGCUCUCCCACUCGAUGGUCUCCCACUCCGUGGUCUCGCACUCGAAGUAAGGAGUCCUUGCAGGAUCAUGGCGGAUAUUUGAGAAUUGUAUAUAGGUAUUAAACGGUACGAUACAUGUUGGUAUGUGUAGAUAAUAUGUGAGAAAUAGUUAUUAUAUAGCGCAACAACACAAACAAUAAAAGAAUUACUUUAAUUUCGCAAAGAAAGAAAAACCAGCAGGAAAAUGAUAGAUGCAAAUGGAGAUGCAACAAACACUCACCAAACACAAACAAUAACAAACAUUACUUUAUUUUU
This is a messenger RNA of Drosophila mauritiana, 3854 nucleotides long. RefSeq names its product probable G-protein coupled receptor 158 (gene smog). Gene Ontology annotation, molecular function: G protein-coupled receptor activity. Gene Ontology annotation, cellular component: membrane. Gene Ontology annotation, biological process: G protein-coupled receptor signaling pathway. The record is from RefSeq and is a predicted model, not a curated record. NCBI's taxonomy places the organism in Eukaryota, Metazoa, Arthropoda, Insecta, Diptera, Drosophilidae. Bases 800 to 3610 code for a protein of 936 amino acids. The transcript is spliced from 15 exons.